AUGCCAGCCGUAUACCCGCUCACAAUCCCGCCGUCGCUGCUGCUAGCCGUGCACGGCUACCGCAAGGGCUCGCUGUCGCUCUCGGGAUCCGUGGCAGCCGCGACGGUCGGGUACGCUUCGCUGGCCAACCCGCACCCGCUGUUCGGGACGCUGCUGCUCGUCUUCUACUUUACCGGAUCACGGGCGACCAAGGUCAAGGCCGACGUCAAGAGGCGGUACGAGCGCGAGGCCCACCUCGCACACGACGACGGCGACGCCGAGGAUGGGGCGGCCGUCAAGAGGGGUGCGGGAGAGGGCGGCAACCGUUCGGCCACGCAGGUGCUGUGCAACUCGCUCACCGCCGUCGUCGCCGCCGCCGCAUACCGUCUCCUCGUCCUCUCGCCCUCCUCGGACUGGACGAAACACCUGCCGCGCUGGAUGACGAGCGAGAUGCUGCUCCUCGUCGCCGUCGGACACUACUCGGCCUGCCUCGGCGACACGCUGGCAUCCGAGCUCGGCAUCCUCUCCACCUCUCCGCCCCGCCUCGUCAUCGCGCCCUGGAGGACGGUGCCGAGGGGCACCAAUGGCGGCGUCUCCGCGUGGGGCACCCUCGUCUCGGCCGUCGGCGGUGGCAUCAUCGGCGCCGCGACCGUCGCGUGCCUCUCGUUCACCAGCGCUCCCCUCACGUCGACCAAGGCCAUCAACGUCGUCUCCCUCGCCACUCUGGCAGGUUGUGCAGGGUCAAUGAUCGACUCGAUCCUCGGCGCCACGCUGCAGCAGACGCUCUUUUCAAAGGAGCGCGGACAGGUCCUCGUCGGAUCGCCUGCCGCUCCUUCGUCGUCGGCGCCGUCGGCGCGCCGAAGCAGGCUGGUGGAGAAUGAAGGGUGGGAGGCCAUCACGGGCUACAACAUCCUUUCGAACAAUUCGGUCAACUUUAUCGCUUCCCUCGUCACGGCCCUUGGUACCGCCCACGUCGGCACAGCCUGGUCCGUCCUCUGA
Messenger RNA from Pseudozyma flocculosa PF-1, 978 nucleotides. RefSeq lists its product as uncharacterized. Bases 1 to 978 code for a protein of 325 amino acids. Lineage: Eukaryota; Fungi; Basidiomycota; Ustilaginomycetes; Ustilaginales; Ustilaginaceae. Gene Ontology annotation, cellular component: membrane. The record is from RefSeq and is a predicted model, not a curated record. The transcript has 3 exons.